Arvicola amphibius (Eurasian water vole) is the source of this 3774-nucleotide messenger RNA. It is a transcript of the gene Txndc16, whose product is annotated as thioredoxin domain containing 16. The transcript has 23 exons. The record is from RefSeq and is a predicted model, not a curated record. Lineage: Eukaryota; Metazoa; Chordata; Mammalia; Rodentia; Cricetidae. The coding region runs from base 483 to 2945 and encodes 820 amino acids.
CGCUGCCCCGCCUCUGGCUCCGCCUUCUCCCGGGUGGCGGGAAGUGCUGUCCUCGGAGAUGGUUCACCUCAUUGCCGUGAGGUCCUGCGCGCUGGUCUCCGGCAGGAAGGAACACGAGGCGAGGACAUCGAAUGAAGUAAAGUGCGAGUGGAAACUAGUGAAAUCAUAUGGUGCCAUAAACAGCCUCAGCAGAGGUGGAAUUAGGAAGCUCAGUGAAGCCUUCUUUACCCCAGGAACUCAGGAUCCACCACACCCAAGGAGCCAGGUCACAUUUCUCCUGUGGUUCUCAUCAGUUUGUGGAGUAUAGAUCAUCAAUAGAAAAACUCCCGGAGUUGUUCAAGAAAAAACAAAGUAAAAUUUCAGAAUAGCAGACAAAACUGACAACAGGCCAAAGAAGAAAGCGGUACGUACGCUUUAGGCAGUAGAGCGGAGCACUGGAGAAGACUGGCUUGUCUCCUGGCACACAUAUCCAGCCCCUGCUCAUGAUGUUGUCCGGGAUCGGUGUAUUUAGGGCUGGGGUCGCAUUGGUUUUGAUGUGUAGUUUUUCCAAGUCAGCCGAAGACUCCCUUCCAGAACUGAGUCCUGAGCAGUAUUUCAGCACACUGCAGCCAGGAAAAGCCUCCUUAGCUUAUUUUUGUCAAGUUGGUUCGCUAAGUAACUCUGUGUUUCUUGAAGAACUUAAAGAAGCUGUUAGACCUCUCCAGGAUCAUGGAAUUUCUGUCUCAAAGGUUAACUGUGUCCAAGAAGAAACAUCAAGGUAUUGUGGGCAAGAAGAGGGUUUGAUGAAAGCGUAUUUAUUCAGGGGCAGCAUACUGCUCAGAGAAUUCCCCACCGACACCUUAUUUGACGUGGACGCCAUUGUUGCACAUGUUCUCUUUGCUCUGCUUUUUAAUGAAGUAAAAUAUGUUACCAUCCUGGAAGACCUUCACAGCAUAGAAAACUCUCUGAAAGGAAAAGCAAAUAUGAUAUUCUCAUAUGUGGAAGCCAUCGGAACUCCAGAGCACAGAGCCGUCAUGGAAGCCGCUUUUGUGUAUGGGACCUCAUAUCAGUUUGCCUUGACCACAGAAGUUGCUCUUUUAGAGGAUAUUGGCUCUGAGGAUAUAGGGCGUGCACAUCUUUACUUUUGCCAUUGUGAGCUGGCCUUGGAUUUGACCGAGCGCUGCAGAAGAACACUAAUGGAACAGCCGUUGACCACACUGAAUAUUCACAUAUUUGUUAAGACAAUGAAAGCACCUCUGUUGAUGGAAGUAUCUGAAGAUCCUCAGCAAGUUUCAACCAUUCAUCUACAACUAGGGUUACCGCUGGUAUUUAUUAUCAGCCGACAAGCUACAUACAAAGCUGAUCGAAGAACUGCAGAAUGGGUGGCAUGGCGUCUUCUGGGGAAAGCCGGGGUUUUGCUCUUGUCAAGAGACUCCGUGGAUAUGAACAUUCCUCAGCAUGCUAAUGUGGCCUUCAGAAGAGCAGAGAAGGAAGUGCCUGUGGAAUUUCUGUCAUUAAAUGAUGCUGAUUUAAUAGUUUCCCAUGUGAAAAAUAAUAUGCACAUUGAAGAAAUCCAGGAAGAUGAAGAUGGAGAUGAGGAGGGCCCAGAUCUGGCUAUUCAAGAUGAUGAAGUGGCGGAGACUGUUUACAGAGAUAGGAAGAGACCAUUAUCUUUGGAGCUAACAGUGGAGUUAACACAGGAAACAUUUAACUCAACAGUCAUGACUUCAGACAGCAUAGUGCUCUUCUAUGCUACUUGGCAUGCAGUAUCCAUGGCAUUUCUGCAGUCCUAUAUUGAUGUGGCAAUUAAAUUGAAAGGCACAUCCACUAUCCUUCUCACUAGGAUAAACUGUGCAGAUUGGUCUGAUGUAUGUACGAGGCAAAAUGUCACUGCAUUUCCUGCGGUAAAGUUGUAUAAAGAAGGCGAGAGCCCGGUAUCUUAUACAGGCAUGUUGGGAACUAAAGAUCUCCUGAAGUUCAUUCAGAUAAACAGGAUUUCCUGCCCAGUGAAUAUAGCAUCCAUUCAAGAAGCAGACAAAUACUUACGUGGGGAGUUAUUUAAAGACCUGUUCAGUUUUACAAGUGUGUCAGUACUGGGGCUCUUUAGUCCAGCCAUGACAUCAGCAAAAGACCAUUUCAGGGAAGCGGGAAAGCAGCUGAGAGGCUCUGUCGUCACAGGAAUUUAUUCUGAGGAUGACGUUUGGAUACUGUCAAAUAAGUAUGGUGCACCUCUCCCAGCCAUGCUGCUGGCCAGACCCAGAGAAGGCAGAAUAGAGAGUGUCCCACUAGCCAGCACCCCAAUGCAAGACAUUGCUCAGAUCCUAGCAAAUGCACUACUGGAAGCAUUUCCAGAAAUCACUGUGGACAAUCUUCCCACAUAUUUAAGACUUCAGAGACCAUUGCUUAUCUUGUUCAGUGAUGGCAGCAUAAACCCUCAGUAUAGGAAUACAGUUCUGGCCCUGAUGAGACAGAAGCAGUUGGAUUCCUUUAUCCCUUGCUGGCUAAAUUUAAAGAAUACUCCAGUGGGGAAGGGAGUCUUGAAGGCAUAUUUUGGCUCUCUGCCCCCACUUCCUCAGCUGCUUUUGGUGAAUCUGCAUUCAGGAGGCCAAGUGUAUGCAUUUCCUUCACCUCAGUCUAUAACGGAACAAAACCUGAGAUUGUGGCUUAAAAAAUUGGAAGUGGGCCUAGAAAAUCCUAUCACAACUUUAUCUGCUCAGGAAUGGAAACCUCCUCUUCCAGCUUUUGAUUUUCUAAGUAUGAUGGAUGUUCCCAUGUCUCAGCCUCCCACAAAGAAAGUUCUGGAGUGUAUGAAAGAAAAGGGGGUGCAGGAGAGUGCUGAGCAGCCCCAGGGAGGUCCGUCAACAACCAGAAGAGGACCGGCUGAAGUGCUCAGAAUAAAGCACUGGAACAAGAGUAACUGGCCGAAGGAAGCAGAGGAGUCUUCGCUGCACCACAAGGAGUUAUGAUGGGACCUCCUGACCCCUCUCUGUGGCUCAAGAAACUCAAGGUUCAUUCUGUUAAGAAUAAUACUAACCCACGUCAAGUCUAGACAAGUGCCAUACAGUGGGUUGGGCUACAAAUAACAUACAUAAAGUUUCUUUUAGUAGCUACACUUUAAAACCGUAAGAUGAGCAGGUAAAAUGGAUUUAAAAUGUAUUUCAUCCGGUAAGUAAACUCAGAUAGCUUUAUAUAAAAAUGUCGAGAGAUUUACUUUUUUUCACAUGAAUUCUUCAAGAUACAGUGCAUUUUGUACUUAAUGCCAUUGCUCACUAUAGAGAGCUGUGUUUCGAGUGCUUGUUUGUCCCAGGUGGUACAUGACUGUUGUAUUGGGCAGCUCCUAGCAGAUAAACACCAGGGUCAUUCUCCUAGUUCUAGCCAUGAUGUGUAUUUGAAUCAGAACUGGGAUGUAGCUCUACUGAAUCACCAUUGACUCUACAGUGAAAUCAUAGCUGGCACUUAUAUUUAUUUUCUUGUAGUCAUGUUAAAACCAGUACUUUUCAGUUCUGCUCAUAGGGAUAUUUGUCAGUGUGAAGAGACAGUUUUAGUAUCAUAACUUAGGGAUGCUACUGACAGAGGUUGGGGUGCUCUUCAGCACUCUGCAUUGGAUAGCUUCCCCCAUCAAAGAAUAAAAAUGUCUAUCCCAUAAUGCCAGUAGUGCCAAGACUUCAUAAUCCUGUGUCCACUUAUCCUGUAGCACAGUGGAUCUUAUCUUCUUAAUCUGCCCAGUUACUAUGAUAUAUUAAAAAUUAGUGGCUGUCUUAUUUUGAUUAUUAAAAAUUAAUUUCUUAAGAUUUA